Molecule: messenger RNA, 438 nt
Organism: Helobdella robusta
Lineage: Eukaryota; Metazoa; Annelida; Clitellata; Rhynchobdellida; Glossiphoniidae
Exons: 2
Coding region: 1-438 (145 amino acids)
Source: RefSeq, a predicted model, not a curated record
AUGCUCUGUAGGUUUUGUAAAGAUUCAUCGUUGCCUUUGGGACCAUUUUCAGUUAACCCUAAAAAGCAUUUAUUCUUCCGCAAUGAGUCAAUCUGUGAAUUUCAAUUUUUUAUUGUUAUCACAGGUAAUGAUUUGACGACUGAAACCCCGGAACUCGUGGCCGCGAGAUAUGAAUCCUUACUCAGACUGUUAGAGAACAAAAUCAGACCACGCCGAAUAAUCAUAUUAAGCCUGGUUUAUAGAAAAGACGUUCAGAAAUGGAAAGUUGAUAAACUAAAUGUCUCAUUGAAACAAUUCCAGUCUAACAUUGUUCAUUUCUGGAAGCUUGACAGAGUGGGAAGAGAUAAUAAUAUAGGACCUGACGGCAUUCACCUGAAUGAACGUGGAAUGAUGAACUUUAAAAGAAACAUCAUUUAUUCUCUAAAGUGCAAGAAAUAA